CGUCUCCACCUCCUUCCACACACUGAAUUUUUUCUGCCUUUUCUCGUCUCUGAGCUGCGCCUCCUCUCCGUCUCUCCUUCCACCACUUAUUUCACACCUUUGCUCGCUGCGAGCCUGCACGCGCCGUGAACAGACCGUUUUCUUCCGCUCCCCUCCUUUGAUUCUCUGCUGCACCAGUGUAUCUUUCUUUUUUCCUUUUCUUUUAUUUUUGUAUUUGCUUCCUCCUUUUUAUUCCCCAUUUUUCCUCUCGCCGGGGAAAAACAGUUUUCUUUCCCCGAGCUUUGGGUUGAUCAUGACCACUGCGAAGGAAGGCAAUGCACCGUCGAAAGCGGCUCAACAGCAAGACCAGGAGCUGGUGGGCAGCAACCCUCCGCAGAGGAACUGGAAGGGAAUAGCGAUCGCCCUUCUUGUCAUUCUGGUCAUCUGCUCGCUGAUCGUCACCUCCGUCAUCCUGUUGACACCAGGUGAAGAUGACCGUCUGGCUCUGAAGGGAAAGGUGACAGUUGGAGACCUCUUCAGAAAAGACUUAAAAGUCCAUGAUCCAAAUGCCAAAUGGAUAAGCAGCAAUGAGCUAUUAUACCGUAACCGGGAUGGGGAUGUCAUCAAGUUCAACAUUGACACAGAUGAACAAACCAUCUUGGUGCAUAACAAGAAAUUUGAAAUGUACAAAGCCAGCAAGUAUGAGGUGUCCCCUGACAUGAAGCAUGUGCUGUUGGCCUACAACGUUGCACCGGUUUAUGAGCAUUCCUACACAGCCUUCUACAUCAUCUGUAGUCUGGAGACUCCGGAGACGUGGAACCUGAACCCUCCUGAGGUGCGAAAUGCUCAGUUACAAUACGCAGGCUGGGGCCCCCAAGAUCAGCAGCUGAUCUUCAUUUUUGAGAACAACAUCUACUAUCGAUCAAAAGUGGAAAGCCGCUCGAUUCGUCUGGUAUCUACCGGCAAGGAAGGCUCCAUCUUCAAUGGUCUCAGUGACUGGCUAUAUGAAGAGGAGAUUUUCCACUCCCACAUUGCCCAUUGGUGGUCUCCUGAUGGCGCCAGGUUAGCGUAUGCCACCAUCAACGACACUUUGGUGCCCAAGAUGGAGCUGCCAAUGUUUACAGGCUCACCCUACCCAAUGGGAAAAGAGUAUCAUUAUCCAAAGGCUGGUGAGGAAAACCCUGUUAUCACUCUUUAUGUUGUGAACCUAAACGGUCCUCUGCAUACCAUCGAGAUGAGGAGACCUGAUGAUCCCCGGAUUGGUGAAUACUAUGUGACCAUGGUGAAGUGGGCCACCACUACCAAACUGGCCAUUAACUGGCUGAAUAGAGCUCAGAACAUCUCUAUACUCACACUGUGUGAAGCCACGACAGGAGUCUGCACUAAGAAACAUGAGGAUGAAAGUGAAGGCUGGCUUCACAGGCAGAAUGAGGAGCCUUUGUUUUCCAAAGAUGGUCUCAAGCUCUUCUUCACUCGAGCUAUUCCCCAAGGAGGCCGGGGCAAGUUCUUUCACAUCUCUAUGUCCAUCUCACAGCCAAACACCAGUACAGACACACUGCAGUCCAUCACAUCUGGAGACUGGGAUGUCACUCAAGUUCUGGCCUACGAUGAGGACAACCAACUGAUAUAUUUCUUGAGCACUGAGGACGGCCCAAAGCGAAGACAUCUCUACAGUGCCGACACUUUUGGAUCUUUCAACCGUCGCUGUCUGACAUGUGCUUUGUCCGACAGCUGUGGCUACAUCAGCGGCUCUUUCAGCCACAACAUGAGCUACUUCCUGCUCAACUGCCAAGGGCCAGACAUCCCAUUCGUUGCUGUUUACAAGACGCAGAGAGAUGCAGAGAGCGAGACUCAAGAUAGAGAGAGUAUUUCGGGAGUAUUUAAACUGGAAAGCAAUGCAAACCUGAGGCUGACACUGGACUCCAUGCAGAUGCCCACAGUGGAAUACAAGGAGAUCAACAUGGAUGACUACAGCUUAUCGAUGCAGAUCCUGAAACCUGCCGGCUUCAUGGACACAUCACACUACCCGCUGCUCCUGCUCAUCGACGGGACACCUGGUGGCCAGACAGUGUCGGAGCAGUUUCACAUGGACUGGGCCACUGUGCUGGUGAGCAGCUUCGGCGCCAUCGUGGUGCGCUGUGACGGACGAGGCAGCGGCUUCCAAGGCACCAACCUGCUGCACAGGAUCCAGAAAAAGCUGGGCAUGUUCGAAGAGCAGGAUCAGAAAGAAGCCCUGAAUUUCAUUCUUAAAGAGCCAUUUGUGGAUAAAACCAGAGUUGGAGCUUUUGGAAAGGUGUAUGGAGGCUACGUGACCAGCCUGUUGGUCAGCAGUGAGGAGUCUCCUGUAAAAUGCGGAGCUGUCCUCUCACCCAUCACUGACUUUGAAUUAUAUGCCUCUGCUUUUUCUGAGAGAUAUCUAGGACUGCCUAAACCUGACCCAAGAGCAUACGCAAUGGCAAAUUUAGCACACAGAGCAUCUCAGUUUACGGAUAAGAAAUUCCUCAUUGUCCAUCCAACAGCUGAUGAAAAAGUCCAUUUUCAGCAUACAGCAAAAUUCAUCUCCCAGCUUAUUAGUGAAAAAGCCAACUACACCUUACAGAUCUACCCAGAUGAAGGCCACUUCAUUCACAGUGAAGCCACAAGGCAGCACCUCAGCCAGUCUCUGGUGAACUUCUUCGAGGAGUGCUUCAGACUACCGGAAAGAGUGUUUGAGGAAGCUCUGGAAGAGGAGCUUGAAGAUGAGGGUUAGAUUGGCCUCAUGGGGUCCUAUGCCCUACAUCUUUCCUGCCCGUGUGGUCAUCGACCUACCUUGCAUCAUGUACCUGUGCCCUUGCACUACACAGCUGUCAAUACCAUUAAACUGUCAUGUUCGAUGUGUUUCAGUUUAAUUCGCUGCGUCUGUGACUGCCUCUGUGGCAGACAGUGGGGCUUACCACCUCAUCCAUCAUACCUCCCUCAUGUUUUUGCCCAGAGUUGGAUUCCAAAAGGCCCUCCAAAGAGCCAAAAGUGACAAAUGACCUGAGAUGCAUUUUGGAAUAUCCUAACAGGAAGCAGUCUCCUUCACAGCAGGAUGAACCUACUUCUCAAAAGCAGUGGAGAGAAAGCAUCCGUUCUCAAACAGACUUCCAAGCUGUGAGGAGGAACACCCUAUAGCACAAAACUUGUGGGCUUGUAAAUUAAUGAAAAGACACCUGAAGAAAACACUUGACUGGCAGUGUUCAUAACGGGUGUCUGGAAUAGUGCGGAUACGGGAAAUGUUACUAUUUUUAAAGUUGUGAUGAACUUUUCAUGUUGGACUGUGGUUGUGUCUGUUGUUCUUACAGUAUGUAAAAUAGCACACAAACAUUUACUCAGCUAUUACGGUUGUAUGUUCUUUAGGUGUUCAUAUUUGCACUGGUAUUGUUUUUAUCUCAUAGUGUCUUUUUGGUUUUCAGUGAUGCUGAAAGAAUCCUCUGGUUAAAUGUUUUGAAGAAAAAAAAGUAAUAUAUUUCUUAUUGUUCACUUGAGACUAUUUCAUUGUUUGGUUCUGGUUUUAUCCAAUACCAUCCAAAAAGAAAACAAACAAGCAUUUUCUUGUUUCAUCUCUGUGCCUUACUUUGUCAGAAAACAUCCAGCAACUGGGCUGCAUUUAUUGACUACAAAAAAGCUGACUUUUACAAAACAAACCAAGAAAAAUUGUUCUUGAAAUAAUUUUCCAGGAUAUUCUAAUUCACAAACAAUAUCUGGACAGCUGUGGCUGAUUUAGGCUAAAAAUGGCCAAAGUUCUUGUGAAGUUGCCAUUAAGCUUUGUUUAAACAGCUGCUGUCUGAAGCAAAGAAAUGGGGAAAAAGGCCCUUGUUGACAACCUAACUUUAGCUGUUAUGAGAAGAUUUCAUCUGCUCUAAUAACAAAAAAUGCACACAUAUCAUUAAACUCAGUUAUGAACCCUGCCCAGAAGAAUUUUUGACUGCAAUGAUUAUUAAAAUAAAAAAAUAAUGACCCAAGUUUUAAUGACACCAUCACAGUUAUGCUAAGAUAAAUAAUACAUUUCUGACUUUUAAAGGGAUUACUAUAUUUAUUCACCUGCAGUAGACAAUGGUUAGUAUGCUUGCAAUCUAGAGAAUCAAAAAGGUUUCCUACUAGGUGGACUAAAACUAACCUGGGCUACAGAGGAGUGCGUUUUUCUUCAUCUAAAAGAUGAUUUGAAGGGGAACGCAAUGUUGUGGAUAUUUACACAGUCUCCUCCAUUAGAUGCAUCAUACAUUUAAACAAACUGAAUUUUUGUAACCCAGAACAUGGACGAUAUUUGGACGUGGAUGUUCUGGAGUUGAGAAAAUGAACUAAUACAGAAGUGACUGGAGGUAGAAUCUGUAAUAUAGCGUUCAAACUGCUCAGUUGUUUUUGAUGGCAGAAAAUUGACUUCUUUCAUGGCCACAUUCUGAGCAGCUAUUAGCUUAUCUCACCUGUCAGAAAAAUUGAUUUUCCAAAAUGAGAGUCCAAAUUUUGUGAAAUAUGUCUGUGUACUUUCUUGCCAACAAUUAAAUGAAACGAUUGUGCCCAUAAAAUACAAAGCUACAAUCAGCAGUGGGUGAGCUUAGCAAAUGUACCACGUUGUGGGAAACUGCUAGCUAGCUUGGCUAGCUUUCUAGCACCCAUUAUUAGCUUAUUUUGACAGUACAAAAACGAAAAUGUGUGCUUUCAUUAUGUGUUAUGACUUAAAACUAUUUAUUUGACACAAACUUUGACUUCCUUGAGUCACCAGAGGUGUUGGUAGAUAUGUGUUUGUAAAACCUUUCGACUGAGGCUAACUCUUUAGGUCUUCUUCAGCCUUACUGCUGUGGCUGUUACUCAAUAUUUACAGUGUAUGAAAGUAAUAUCAAUCUUUCAUACAUGUAUCGGCAAGAAACAUGCUAACUGCCAGUAAUAAAAACUAUUGUUUUAAAUCCACCUUUGAAAUAAAUUAUUAAAACUUAGUUCCAAAAUCUUACAUCCAAUUAUUUUAUUUUUUAUUAUUUUAGACACAAAAGCUUGUAUGCUUUUCUGAAAACUGUUCAAUUACAUCCAAGCAACGUUGAUGUAUGAAAUCUGCAUGCAAAAUUAAAAAAUAGUACAUUAAUAUUGAAAAGUUUGGCAUCACUUUCACCCAGCAUAAAUCAGCGAUUUUGUGUGCAAGGAUGAAAUAUAAGCCAUCAGUAUUUCUUUUAGAAACUAACAUCAUGUUAGCUUAUGAGGCAGAACUUAAACCCAUUUUGAAUUUAAUUUUAACACCCAUUUGUGUUAUGCUCCAGUGCAUGUUCAUAGGUACUUUACAGCACUAUCCCUGAUAGCUCAGUUCACCAUGGUAAUUUUUGACAUCUUGAAUGUUCCUUACUGGACUGCAUAAAUUACAUUUCCAGUAGUAUUGUGAUUGAGAUCCCAGUCUCGUCAGCUUGAUGUCUAAAUGUUAUUCAAAUAUCAUUUAAUUCUAAAAAAGAUGAACAAUGUUACCUGAGUGUUAUUUGUGCAUAAAGCAUUUUGGAAGUUACAUUUGAUCAUUUCUGUUCUCCUGUUGCUAUCCUUGAAUUGAGUUGAAAGUGGAGUUUAUAAACAGAAACAACAGUUUAUUUCCAUUGACUGAUGAUUUUUUAAAAUGUUCAACUUUGUUAUCCAAAGCAUAGAAGGAGAGUAAUGGCAGAUUGUGGCAUGAAAGUAAAUGUUAGAAUAAAAAAAUGUAGAUAUUU
Melanotaenia boesemani (Boeseman's rainbowfish) is the source of this 5678-nucleotide messenger RNA. RefSeq names its product dipeptidyl aminopeptidase-like protein 6. NCBI's taxonomy places the organism in Eukaryota, Metazoa, Chordata, Actinopteri, Atheriniformes, Melanotaeniidae. The coding region runs from base 293 to 2728 and encodes 811 amino acids. Gene Ontology annotation, molecular function: dipeptidyl-peptidase activity; serine-type peptidase activity. The transcript has 26 exons. Gene Ontology annotation, biological process: proteolysis. The record is from RefSeq and is a predicted model, not a curated record.